This is a messenger RNA of Candida tropicalis MYA-3404, 3840 nucleotides long. RefSeq lists its product as uncharacterized. Bases 1 to 3840 code for a protein of 1279 amino acids. The transcript has a single exon. The record is from RefSeq and is a predicted model, not a curated record. NCBI's taxonomy places the organism in Eukaryota, Fungi, Ascomycota, Pichiomycetes, Serinales, Debaryomycetaceae.
AUGCUUCUGAGACAUAUAAUUAAAAAAACAACCAGGUUUAUGAGAUAUAAACCGCAGAUACCUUUGGUCUACUAUGCUGCUACAUUCGUGGGAUUAUCAAGUCAGAAUAAUGUCCACUUGGGGAGACCAAUGGCUACUUCAAAUCUGGAAAGAUAUGAUAUCGAUUUUGUCACCAUGAAGAAGACCCCAGUUCACAGAGAUGAUAAUAAUGACAAGAAAGAAUUUUUGAAGAUGGCCAAUGAUUUCAAAAAGCUAUUUCCAACUAUAGAAUUAGUUGAUCCUAAUCUGGACUGUAUUAGACUUGAUGAUGUUCUUUACGGCGAAUAUAGGCAAAGAUUUGACGCUAAUAUUAAUGCAAUCCACAAUGAAUCAAUUUAUGAUCUGCUUACCUUUACAUUUAAUUUUUAUCCAGAAUUGAAGGAUUUUCAAGAAUUUAUUCAGAGGAAAUACAACAAUAAGAAUAUAAGUUUAGAUUAUUUAAGUGCAUCUGAGGUUAUCAAUGAUAUGUGUCAGUUUCAAGAUUUUUAUGCAAAAUAUAAAGAAGUGAAUAAAGAGAAGGUUCACAAUUACCGUGACAUGGAAAAUGAAUUCAUUAACUUUUUGAGUGACAUUCCGGAUUUUCCUCAGAGAUUAGCAAAACAAUUGAUUCCAAUGGUAGAAUAUUUUGAGAAAGUAAAGAUAUUCUUUGCAAAUGGUUUAUAUAUGUUUGAGAAGGAAUUGGAGUCUUUGGACAAAGAAUUUGAUUUUGAGAAAUUUCCAUCAAUCAAGGAAUUGACGGAACAAAUUGAAAGAACAAUGGGUCGCUUUGAGGAAUUUUUGUCUUCUAAUGCUGAGAUUAACGAAACAUUUUUUAAAAUUUUGAUUCAAUGUAUACGUUACAAAGCUUUGAAUGAGAAGUUAAAGUCAUUGAAAGGUUAUAAUUUGAAUGAUAUUAAAAAGAUAAUACAAGAUCUAUCGUUUGAUAACAACGUAUCUCAAGUUGAAGAAUAUUGGUAUGAGUUAACUGGUGAAGUUGAUUGGAAGUCUCAGCUGCGUUUUCAGACAAAUUGCUUCUUGUACAACUUUUUGAUUGAUAUGGGUGCUGUUCCUGAAUCCAAUAAUUACUAUGAACUUGCGCCUAAAUUGUAUAAAUUAUCAAAGGAAAAUUCUAUUUAUGGGAACGCUGCUUCUGAACUUUUGCGUACCUUGACUGAACAAGAAGUUCUUAAUCCAGUACAUUUAGGAGCUUACAUUAAUGAAUUCGAGUUUAACCCUAAGUACAACAUUUCUGAUGACAAGCUCACCAAUUUUGUCUUGAAUUUUAUGUUGACUAGUAACAGAAGCUGGGAAGAUACCAAAAACCAAAUUACCAUGGGACCAACCCCUAGCUCCAAACAGUGUGAUUUGACAUUUUUUGAUCUACUUGUUCAAACUCCAGAAUUAACAGAGAAAAUCUUCAGUGACCCUGUGUUGGAGAGAGAGUAUAAGAGGUUCUGUAACUAUCCAAGUGUUCCUACUGAUACCGCUGCAUUUGAGGAUGCACCUGUGUUGCAACAAAUUAGAGACGAGCUAGGCGAACUGUUUGAGUCGUUUAACAGUGCAUCUGAGUUGGUUCUGUCAAUCAAGGAAUUGAGUUCAGACUACGAUCAGGUGUGUUCAAAUAUUGUUGAAGCUUCCCGCUAUUUUGGUGACAAUUUAGUUGCGUUGGAUGAACUCAUUGUUCGCUACAAUGACUCCAAGCGACACAUCACACCAAAGAUCAAGAAUAACUCAUUCUACAAACAAAUUCCCGAUUGGCUCGAAUUGGAGAACCACGUUUAUGAAAUCAGAUUCUUGAAGGAGGAGUUGGGUGAUUUUAGUGAUAAGAGCUACGUGUUGAGUUCUCUUGAUAACUUACUGAAGAGUAUGCUUGAAUAUGAAGAGUACUUCCCGGAUGUCGACAUUGAGAGUUUCUUGAAGUUGAGAAGCAAAUUAAAAGAAUUUGCACAGAACAACAGCAAUGAAUGUUUCAAAAUAUUGGAGACGGUUUUACUCAACCAUAGUGCAUUCAGUAGAUUUGAACAAGAACUUGCAAGAAAAUCUGCCGCCACUGACACUGCCACGGCUCCCAGUGAUACAGUUUCAGAACAAGAGAAUCUUGUCGUCCAACCAGAUACGGUCGACACAGAAGCACAACCAUAUGUCCAGAUUCCAGACGAUCUCAAGAUACACGAGUUUUCCGCAGAGUUGGCUAUUCUCAAGGGCAUUUUGGGAAGACCUUUCAAGCAAGUCAGUGCUGAAGAGAUUCUUAAUGUUUUGGACACCGAAAUUGAAAAUUCGUUUACUGCCAGUGGCACACGUUCCAGCUUGCUUGCAUCAAACACAUCAGACGUAUUCAACUUCCUAAGAUUGAAAAGAAAAUUGAACCGGUUGUUUGGCAUAAAUGGCAACAACACGGAAGUGUUGGAUGUUGUUCUCAAUAGCCAGCUGGUGUUUGAUUCAUUUGAAUCGUUAAAGAAGAAUGGACGAGUUGUUGCUGAACAGAAACCAGAGAGUGCUAUUGCGAAACAGGAAACAUUAUUGACAGGAAAUGAAUUUGAAGUUUUGGGGGACUUCUUGAGGUUCUCUGAAUUGUUGUUUAGAAAAGAUGUCCAUAAUGUUUCAGCAGAAGAGUUCAACGAGAUGGUUGAUCGGUAUGGGCGGUCCUUGGAUGAAUCUGCGUCUUCCUAUUUGUUUGUCAAGAGUGUAUUGGACCAGUUGAAGACGUACAACUCCAAGAUCGAAUUCUACCCAGCAUUCUUGGUGUGUGUGUAUGGCACCAACAGUUUUGGUGAUUUGCCAAUGACGUCGUACGAGUUGGAGACGUUCUAUGAAGACUUGGUGAGAAGCUUGCGUGAGAUUGCUACCAACGAGGAGAAGGUUGUGCAAGACACAACAUCUGUCGAAAGCAAGUUUGACAUUGGUGAUUUUGGUGGAGCCAAGAUCCAGUACAAUGACUCUGAGAGGUUAAUAUCUGACUUGGAUAAUCAGAGCAGCAGUGCCGAUUUUGAGGCUGUCAGACUGGCAGUGCAUUCUGCAUUUGAAACUCUGCCCAAGCCUGUUGUUGCUUCUCGUAGUGCCGACGCCAAAGAUGAAGCAAAACCAAAGAUUAUGAAACCAGUGAAGCAUUUGAGUGACACGUCACACGAGGUGGACAAGUCUAAGUUGGAGAAGUAUUUGCAAGAGGCCAAGAAACAAGAGGAAAGUAAACUCCGCGAGAGAGAGGCAUUUGAGUGGAGCAAGAGGGCAGAGGCCAAUUCCAAGCGUGCUAAGAGAAUCGAGUCAAAGUACUGCAUUUUGACACUUGACGGUGAAGUCAUGCCUAUUAGUGAACAAGCGUUGGGUGCGUUGCCCAAGGAGGAUAUUUUCAAGGCAUUGAACAAGUUUACUAAGGAGGAGCUUGCACAAGCCAGUGAGGCCGUCAAAGACAUGCAAUCGCGUAACUGGAAGGUUAUUGGUAGCAGAGUCGAAGGGGAUAAGAAGUACUUGGUGUUGGUCAACAACGAUGAUGGUGCUGGAAAAGCAUUCCGUGUAGUGAGAUCACUUUUGGCUACCAGUGGUUUGGUAUUGUUGACAGUGAUUGGUGUUAACCUCUGGGUUGAUGAGACAGACCAGUUCAGUAAAGCUAUUGCAGAAUACGAAAAGAAGGCGGAGGAAGAGAGAAAGGGACAAGCGGCUGUGGGUCCGUUCUCAGUAGCCCAACCUACCACAGUGAAAACACCAACGGUAUUUGGUAAAGAGAAUGUUGCUGGAGUUGUUAUUCCUGAUGAUUCUGGUAAGACAGAGAAAGACGGUCAACAAGAGACGUUGUCCUGGUGGCAGCGUUUGAUGUGGAGUAAGUAG